AUGGAUUCAGACACACUCAAACGGUCCCUCUCGGACCUCGUGGUCAGGUCACAACCAUACAUCGACCAAGCCAGCACACAGCUUCGAAAGUCCCGUCAACACUGCUCGUCGUUUCUGAAAACUGCCCAACAAGACCUCGACAUCCUGUCACGGGAACCGCAUUUGAAAACAGUUGUCUCUGCCUUGAUUCUCCUUGUUUUCGUCACCGUGGCUCUGUCCCGCUACCUAUACCGUCGCCACCUCGCAUCUCCCAGUACCACGCGGCCGUCGACGCCGACAAUCGAAAAGGCGCCCUCCUCCAAAGCGGCGGCGCCAGCCCGCAAGCCAGGCACAUGGAUCCCGUCGUCGUUCAAGCGGCCCACUCCGGCGCCCUUUCCAAACUGGUCGAUCGAAACAACCAAGCCUCUGCCCUACCGGCCAUUCCGAUAUGGGCCGAAAUACUUUGUGACCAUGGGCCUCCGCAACGUGAAAUGGGACGACUGGAUCGAGCUGGACAACCACUACCCACGGUUCCACGCCGACAAGGCACGACGGAUCAAGGAGCGCGGGCCCAAAUGUUGCAGGACGGCGCCCGAAGCGUACCCGGCGGCGGUGGAGCUGCUCGAAGAACUGCGGGAGUACCUGUGUGACCGUUACCCGACGCUGUACCAACGCACUGACAAGGGGGUCAAGAACCUCUGGUCGGGCGAGGAACUGGAUACGACGUCGCGGCCUUUGCCCGAGGACCCGAUGCAGACGUGCGCGCGACUGACGCAGGACGACCUGGCCAUCAUGAUCGAGCGGGCGGACGGCCAGUACUACCUGUUGGCGGGCGCUAUCCUCCUAGCCGGGUUCUGGCGGCUGGAAGACAAAUACGGGAUGCCGCUGUCGGAGAUCCACACGAGCGGCGAGGUGCCGCAGUUCCGCGAGAAGCUGGAGAAGGGCAUGUUGAACUUCUUUCGGCGGCUGAAGCCCGAGGAACUGAUCUCGCGCAACAACUACUUCCUGCAGGUCGACGAGGACCUGGCAUGGUCGCAAUCGAUCGGCUCCGAGGAUUCAGACGGCAUCAGCUGGAACACGGCGGAGAAGAACCGGGCCAUCGAGCACCACUACUUCCGCUCUGAACGGCAGGCCUUGCGCCGCCUGCCCAAGUCUGGAGGGGUCGUCUUCUCCAUCCGCACCUACUUCCACCCCAUCACCGAAAUCGCCGAGGAAGACUACGUGCCUGGUCGUCUGGCCAGCGCUGUCCGGUCCUGGGGCGACGAUGUCAGCCGAUACAAGGGCAAGGCAAAGUACGAAGAUGUCUUGCUGGAGUAUUUGGACAAGAAGCAUCAAGAGCAGCUUGACCGAGGCCUGAAACUCGACGAGGAGGAUGAGAAGAGGACUUAUCCGUGGUAG
This is a messenger RNA of Capronia epimyces CBS 606.96, 1377 nucleotides long. Its product is annotated as alpha-1,2-mannosyltransferase. NCBI's taxonomy places the organism in Eukaryota, Fungi, Ascomycota, Eurotiomycetes, Chaetothyriales, Herpotrichiellaceae. The transcript has a single exon. The record is from RefSeq and is a predicted model, not a curated record. Bases 1 to 1377 code for a protein of 458 amino acids.